GCCGGCGCGGGCCGGAAGCGAGCGGGCAGCGGCGCGCGGGGCCGGGACCGCGCGGGCAGGAUGGGGGACAGCGAUGACGAGUACGACCGGCGCCGCAGGGACAAAUUCCGGCGCGAGCGCAGCGACUACGACCGAUCCCGCGAGAGGGACGAGCGGCGGAGGGACGACUGGAGCGACCGGGACUGGGAGCGCGGGCGCGAGCGGCGCAGCCGGGAUUACCGGGACUACGACCGGACGCGGCGGGAGCGCUUCAGCCCCCCCCGGCACGAGCUGAGCCCCCCCCAGAAACGGCUGCGCAGGGACUGGGAUGACCACGGCACUGACCCCUACCACAGCGGCUACGAGCUGCCCUACAGCGGGGGCGGCGCCGGCCCCACCUACGGCCCCCCCCAGACGCCCUGGGGCCCCCACGAGAUGCAGCACCAGCUCCUGCAGCACCAGCUGCUGCCCAUCCAGGCCAGGCUGGGCACCAUCGCGGAGGUGGACCUGGGCAUGGCGCCGCCGGUGAUGAAGAGCUUCAAGGAGUUCCUGCUGUCGCUGGACGACGCCGUGGACGAGACGGAGGCCGUCAAGCGCUACAACGACUACAAGCUGGACUUCCGCCGGCAGCAGCUGCAGGAGUUCUUCCUGGCCCACAAGGACGAGGAGUGCGCCCUCGGGAGCCGCGGAGCCGCCGGGCAGGGGCAGGCAGAGAGGGCGGGGCCGCGCACAAUGCGGCGAGGUCACAAGUGCAGGACGUAGCCAGGGACCUUUGUUGUUUUAUUUUUGGGGGGGUUCGUGCCAAAAAAAAAAAAACCACUCCAAAAAAAAAGCCGCCAAAAAAAAAAAAGACCAAAACCAAACCAAACCAAAACAAACAAAAAAAAACAAAACCAAAAAAAGCGGCCGAUUUCGGGGCCGGGGUUUUUAAAAGCGCCGCAGUUUUCGGGGCCCGGCGGACGGCGACGCUCGCGGCGAGUGUAGGUAUGAGCCCACCCCACCCCACGGGACACCCGACACCACCUGGAACACCUCGGAACCGCCCCGAAACGAGCCCCAAAAACCGCCCAGGAGCCCCUGGGAACGCCCUCAAAAGCCACCCCCGAACGGCCCAGAAUGCGCCAGAAAGCGCCCCCAAACCACGCCCAAAAACGUGCCAAAAUUCACCAAAACCUUCCCAAAACGACGCCAGGAAAGAUCCCCAGAAACGGCGCGAAACCGCCC
This is a messenger RNA of Hirundo rustica (Barn swallow), 1203 nucleotides long. It is a transcript of the gene SRRT, whose product is annotated as serrate, RNA effector molecule. The coding region runs from base 61 to 741 and encodes 226 amino acids. The transcript has 6 exons. Gene Ontology annotation, cellular component: nuclear body. Gene Ontology annotation, biological process: mRNA processing; primary miRNA processing. NCBI's taxonomy places the organism in Eukaryota, Metazoa, Chordata, Aves, Passeriformes, Hirundinidae. The record is from RefSeq and is a predicted model, not a curated record.